This is a messenger RNA of Aspergillus tubingensis, 468 nucleotides long. RefSeq lists its product as uncharacterized. The transcript has a single exon. The record is from RefSeq and is a predicted model, not a curated record. NCBI's taxonomy places the organism in Eukaryota, Fungi, Ascomycota, Eurotiomycetes, Eurotiales, Aspergillaceae. The coding region runs from base 1 to 468 and encodes 155 amino acids.
AUGGAAGCAUGGAAGCAAAGCAGAAAAGCAGAAGAAGCAGAAAAGCAGAAGAAGCAGAAGAAGCAGAAGAAGCAGAAGAAGCAGAAGAAGCAGAAGAAGCAGAAGAAGCAGAAGAAGCAGAAGAAGCAGAAGAAGCAGAAGAAGCAGAAGAAGCAGAAGAAGCAGAAGAAGCAGAAGAAGCAGAAGAAGCAGAAGAAGCAGAAGAAGCAGAAGAAGCAGAAGAAGCAGAAGAAGCAGAAGAAGCAGAAGAAGCAGAAGAAGCAGAAGAAGCAGAAGAAGCAGAAGAAGCAGAAGAAGCAGAAGAAGCAGAAGAAGCAGAAGAAGCAGAAGAAGCAGAAGAAGCAGAAGAAGCAGAAGAAGCAGAAGAAGCAGAAGAAGCAGAAGAAGCAGAAGAAGCAGAAGAAGCAGAAGAAGCAGAAGAAGCAGAAGAAGCAGAAGAAGCAGAAGAAGCAGGAAGCAGGAGACUAG